Molecule: messenger RNA, 5439 nt
Organism: Linnemannia hyalina
Lineage: Eukaryota; Fungi; Mortierellomycota; Mortierellomycetes; Mortierellales; Mortierellaceae
Source: the annotation of a GenBank genome assembly
AUGUCCGAUAACGAGUCUGACAACUUUUCAAUGUCGCAGGAUGACAGCGACGGCUUCGAGCCAGACGCCCCCAAAAUGGCAGCCAAGUCAAAGGCCGCCUCUAAAAAGAGCGCUGGCGCUACCAGCAAACCAAAGACUGCAAAGACGACAGCUGCAAAGCCUGCAGCAGCCUCUAAAAAGCGUAAGCUCGACAGUCCAUCUGACCGCGACGAUGAUGAUACUCCUCCACCGCCACCAAAAUCCUCCAAAAAGCACACCGACUACAACGAGAACAAAACCAUCGAGGAGAUCUACCAGCGCAAGACCCCUCUCGAGCACAUUCUCUUGCGUCCUGACACCUACAUUGGUACAACAGAGAUGAACCAGCAGUCUCUUUGGGUUCUCGAUCCAGACUCGACAAAGUUUGUAAACCGCCCUGUCAGUGUUGUUCCUGGUCUCUAUAAGAUUGUGGACGAGAUUCUUGUCAACGCAGCAGAUAACAAGAUCCGUGACUCUACAAUGGACACGAUCAAGAUCGAGAUCGACAAGGAGAACGGAAUGAUCUCGGUUUACAACAACGGCAAAGGAAUCCCAGUCGAGAUGCACAAGGCGGAGAACUGUUACGUUCCCGAGCUUAUUUUCGGUCACCUUUUGACGUCGUCCAACUACGACGACUCGCAAAAGAAGGUCACAGGAGGACGUAACGGAUACGGAGCCAAGCUUUGCAACAUCUUCAGUACAGAGUUCAUUGUCGAGACCGCAGACAAGAGCAACAACCUUACCUACAAGCAGGUCUUCACAAAGAACAUGUCGGUCACAGGAAAGCCAAAGAUCGCGCAGAUGAAGAAGAAGGAGGAGUUCACCAAGAUCUCGUUCAAGCCCGACUUUGCCAGGUUCAAUAUGAACUCCAUCGACGACGAUCUGGAAGCCCUCCUCAAGAAGCGCGCGUACGAUUUGGCUGGAUGUGUCAAAGGCAUCAAGGUUUUCCUCAACGGCGAGCGGAUCAAGAUCAGGAACUUCAAGGAUUAUGUCGAGAUGUACAUUCCAGAGGCAUCCGAAAGCGAUGACAAGGUCAAGCUGAUAUACGAUACUCCUCACGAUCGGUGGGAGGUUGCUUGCAUUCCGAGUGAGGGUCAGUUCCAGCAUGUCAGUUUCGUGAAUGGUAUCUGCACGUCCAAAGGAGGAGUCCACGUGGAUUACGUCUCCAACAUGAUCGUCAAGGAGCUCGUCGAUGUCGUCAAGAAGAAGUCAAAGUCUACCAACGUCAAGCCCUUUCACAUCAAGAGUCACAUGUGGGUGUUUGUGAACUGUCUGAUCGAGAACCCGGCCUUCGACUCCCAAACCAAGGAGACUAUGACCCUCAAGCAAUCCGCUUUCGGCUCCAAGUUCGACCUGAGUGAAAAGUUCAUCAAAGAUGUCAUCAAGUCGCCCAUUGUCGAGGGUGUCAUCAAUUGGGCUGCUGUCAAGGACACCUUGGCUCUCAAGAAGACGGAUGGAUCUUCGAGCCGAAAACGCCUCGCAAUCAACAAGCUGGAGGAUGCUCACAGGGCCGGUCGAUAUGGCAAGGACUGUACCCUCAUUCUGACAGAGGGAGACUCGGCCAAGACGCUGGUCAUGGCUGGAUUCAGUGUCAUUGGACGUGACAACUUUGGUGUCUUCCCUCUCCGUGGAAAACUGCUGAACGUCCGUGAUAUGGCCUCAAGUGCCGUCGCCACCAACGCCGAGAUCUCCAACAUCAAGCAGAUUCUUGGACUCAAGCAGGGCAUGGUGUACAACAGCGCGCAGGAUCUUCGAUACGGCCAUCUCAUGAUCAUGACGGAUCAGGAUCAUGACGGAUCCCAUAUCAAGGGUCUUGUCAUCAACUUUCUCGAGCAUUACUUCCCUUCCCUCCUCAAGAUCCCCGGUUUCUUGGUCGAGUUCAUUACUCCCAUCAUCAAGGCUACCAAGGGAAGAGAAAAGAAGGCCUUCUAUACGCUCCCGGAGUUUGAGGCUUGGAAGGAGUCGGAGGAUGGUGCACGAGGCUGGAGGAUCAAGUACUAUAAGGGUCUGGGAACAUCCACAAAGGAGGACGCCAAGGACUACUUUUCUCAGAUGGACAAGCAUAAGAAGGAGUUCUCUCCCAUCACCGACGACGCACGAGCCCUGGUCGACAUGGCGUUCAACAAGAAGAAGGCAGACGAGCGCAAGGAAUGGCUGGCCAACUUUGAGCCUGGAACUUUCCUCGACACGCGCAUCUCCAAGAUUCCGAUUGAGGACUUUAUCAACAAAGAGCUAAUUCUGUUCUCGCUCGCUGACAACGUCCGUUCGAUUCCUUCUAUGGUCGAUGGUCUCAAGCCUGGUCAAAGAAAGGUCAUCUUUGGAGCCUUCAAGAAAAAGAUGGUCAACGAAUUGAAGGUCGCUCAAUUGGCAGGAUAUGUGUCGGAAAAGUCUGCGUACCAUCAUGGUGAGCAGAGUUUGACCAUGACGAUUGUCGGUUUGGCACAGGAUUACGUCGGAAGCAACAACGUCAACCUGUUGAUGCCCAACGGACAGUUCGGUAGUAGAAUGCAAGGAGGCAAGGAUGCUGCCAGCGCUCGUUAUAUUUUCACCGCCCUUUCGCCUAUCACCCGACGCGUUUUCCACCCUCACGAUGACCCUCUUCUCAAUUAUCUCAACGAUGAUGGUGAUUCGAUCGAACCUCAAUGGUACAUCCCUGUGCUGCCCAUGGUUCUGGUCAACGGAUCUGAGGGUAUCGGUACUGGCUGGAGUUCAAGCAUUCCCAACUACAACCCCGAGGAUAUCAUUGCCAACAUCCGUCGCCUGAUGAAUGGGGAGGAGCAGGUCCCCCUAGUCCCUUGGUACCGUGGCUUUGUCGGAACCAUCGAAAAGGAGAAAGAGCACCGCUACAGGGUGUCAGGAGCGUGUCACGAGUUGGACGACACGACUGUACAAAUUACGGAGCUUCCUAUCAAGACCUGGACCACUCCCUACAAGGAGCAGAUCGACACCUGGAUUGCUGGAAACGACAAGGCGCCGGCAUGGAUCAAGGACUAUCGCGAUGAUGGAACGUUGUCAAGGAUCGAUCUGACCAUCACCUUAACUGAGGAUCAAAUGCGCCGUGCCCGCCAAGAAGGCCUCGAGUCCAAGCUCAAGUUGACAACCACGGUGGCAACGUCGAACAUGGUCUGCUUUGAUCCCGAGGGCCGUAUCAAGAAAUACAACAGCACGGAGGAGAUUGUUCAGGAGUUUUUUGACCUUCGUCUGCAGUUCUACAGACGCCGCAAGGACUACCUCAUCGAUGUGUACACCAAGCAGUGGACGCGUCUUGAUAACAAGGUCCGGUUUAUUCUCAUGAUCAUCUCGGGAGAACUCGUUGUCCAGAACCGCAAGAAGGCCAUUAUUGUCGAGGACAUGCACACCAAGAACUUCGUCACCGUUGGCGAGUUGGAUUUGGAGAUCGACGUCGGGGAGGUUCCUGAUGAUGCUGUGAAGGUCAAGGUGGAGAGGGGAAACGAGUAUGACUACUUGCUGAAGAUGCCUAUUUGGAACAUGACUCACGAGAAGGUCGAAGAGUUGAAGAGGGAGCGUGAUGCCAAGAACUCGGAGCUCAGGAUUUUGAUUGACAAGUCCGCUCACGAUCUGUGGAACGAGGACCUGGAAGACUUCCUGGUUGCGUGGAACGAGCUCCUUCAGCGGGAUAUCGAUGAGGCGAACUACAUGGGCAGUGGAAACAAGAAGAAGGCGGGGGCGGCGAGUGCACGCGGCAGGAUUCUUGCCAACAAGGUCGUGGUCAAGAAGAUUAAGGAUGAAGAUGACUUUGAGGAUACCAAGCCUCAACGGGCGGCACCCGUCAAGAAGGCGGCACCGGUAGUGAAGAAGGAGUCAGCGGCACCACGAGUCAAGUCUGAGAUCAAGGAGGAGCCCAAGAUCUCCAGCUUCUUCACCAAACCCUCGGCUUCAUCCACCACAGCAGCAGCCCCAGCAUCGACGUCGUCGGCACCCAAGAAGCAGCAGUCCAUUAUGGAUAUGAUGAAGAAGAAGGAAAGCGACAUCUCUUCGACGUCGUCAUCGUUGAACGGAACAAGCAAGCCGUCAUCAAGCAAGGAGACAAAGGCGAGUAACGGUCGCUCCAAGAAGAUCAUUACGGAUUCUGACGAGGACGACGAGGAUAUCUUUGUUGCACCCCGUGGUGGAAAGAGGGGCAAGGGAAGUGAUGAUGAUGACGACGAUGUGGAGAUGGAGGAUUUGGAGGUUGCCCCGAGAGAGCGUUCGACUCGGGCCCCGCGUGCCGCUCGGGCCAAGAGGACCGUCAUUGUUGACGAAUACUCCUCGGCGGAAGACUCGGAUGAUCUUUUGCCAGUUGUCUCCAAGAAACCCAGCCGGAGCAUUUCGUCCAGCCGCAAGCUUUCCAAGAGCUUCGAACCCGAGGAAGCGUACAAGGCUGAGGCGUCUGCAAAGUCUGAUUUGAACGGUCUGGAUGAAGACGACGAUGAGCCAGUCAAGAGCAAGGCCAAGAGCAAUGCUAAGGGCAAGUCAUCGUCAACCUACAAGUCCAAGACUAGGACCAUUAUGUCGGAUUCUGAGGAUGGCGUCGAUGAGGAUAUCUUUGCAGAAUCUAUGAUUGUGGAUAAUGACGAUGAUGAUGAGGACGACUAUGAGCCUGAGGUCCAGAAGAAGAAGAAGGCUGCACCUGCCAAGGCACCCAAGCCCGAGAAGGCCAAUCGGUCAGAAGAUGUAGCCGCGAGUCUGACCGCGGCUGCCUCGGCGGCCAAGAAGAUGUUUUCGUUGUCGGCGGGAGGCGACGAGGAUGUCUCGAUGGACGAGGUUAAUGGAGAUGGGGAUGAUGAUGAGGACGAGGACGACUAUUCGCCAUCCAAGGGCAAGAAGCUGGUUCACGGAUAUGCUGGCAAGGCGUUCCCUCCUGUGCUGGUGGACGAUGCGGACGAGGAUCUGAUGUUCAACAUCACGGCGCCGUCUAAGGUCACGCAGGCCAAGAAGCGGGGGCCGGCUACCACUGGCCGAUCGAGCAAGUCUGGAAGUCUGGCCACUGAAGACGGGGAGGGAGGUCUGGAGCAGCACCAUUCAGCCGCGGCGUCUCCUGGCGCGAGCACGAUAAAGACAUCCUCUUCUGCAGCUGCUGCGGCGGCGAACCUGAAGAAGUACGGCAGUGGGGGAGGAAGUGGUGAUGGCAGCAGCGGAGGUGGUGGUGGUGGAAGUUUGGGCAAUGGACUUAAGCAGUCAUCGUCGUCGAGUUCGUUGAUAUCGACAUCUGCAACCUCUGCGACGUCGACGGGAGCAGUGGCGGGCAAAAAGAUCCUGGACUCGCUGUCGUCCAAGCAACCGAGCAAGGUGCUGUCGUCGAUAGGAAGUAAUCUGUUCACGGAUCUGGACGAUGUCUCGCUGUUGGUCUCGCGCACUGCCCGUGAGCGUGCUACGGUCAAAAAGCCCAAGUAUAUCGACAUUAGCGACGAAGACGACUAA